Plutella xylostella (diamondback moth) is the source of this 819-nucleotide messenger RNA. RefSeq names its product proteasome subunit beta type-2. Gene Ontology annotation, cellular component: nucleus; cytoplasm; proteasome core complex. The record is from RefSeq and is a predicted model, not a curated record. Lineage: Eukaryota; Metazoa; Arthropoda; Insecta; Lepidoptera; Plutellidae.
AACCUAAAAUUUUAUAAUUUAUUUUAGUUGUUUAUUUCAACUAUCAUGGACUCAGCGGCACAUUUGCAGGUGCAGUGCCUGAUCGGGGUGCAGUGUGAGCACUUCGUGAUGAUCGCUGCCGACCAGACCAACAUACAGAGUGUAGUCUUAGUAAAAGACGAUGAGAACAAAAUCUUCAACGUGUCAGACAGGAUCAUCGUCGGCAUGAACGGAGACUACGGCGACAUGGGCCAGUUCUCUCAGUUCGUGAUCCGAAACCUGGCGCUGUACAGGUUGAGGAACGGCUACCCGCUAGGGACGGCUGCUGCCGUGCACUUUGUGAGGAGGAAGCAGGCCGAGCUGCUGGGGAAAGGGGCCCCGUACCAAUUGAACCUACUGAUCGGGGGCUACUGCGAGCGCGAGGGUCCUCGGCUGUUCUUCGUGGACUUCCUCUCGUCGAGCCACUGCCUCGGCUACGCGGCGCACGGGCUGGGCGGCGUGCUCUGCGCCUCCAUACUCGACAGAUAUUACAGAAUUACAAUGAAUGAGAAGGAAGCCUACAACCUGUUAGUGAUGUGUGUGAAAGAGAUACAGAAGAGGCUGAUGAUACAACUGCCCAAGUUCCAAGUGAGCAUGGUCAAUAAGGAUGGCAUUAAGUGCUUAAACCCCAUCGUCCAAGAAACACCGGUUCAGGAAUUUAAAAAAAUUAGAUGAAAUGGCAGAUUUUACACUGCUACGGAAGUAUUUAUUAACUAUGUUUUGGUGAUGAUUUAUGUUUUUAUACUUAGUAUAUUUAAUACUUUUAUUUUUAUAGAAAUAAAGUGCGAAAGCUGAAUAACA